AUGCUUAACACGGACGGUGCGUUUUUUGAGGCAACAAACAAAGGAGGAGGGGGGUUUAGUUCGGGACACGAUGAGAAGCUACUAGUAGCCUUCUCAACCCCCCUCGUCGCCCAAUCUGCUCUAGAGGCCGAGCUCAUGGCCAUACACCAUGGGUUGGAGGUAGCGAAGGCCUUCAACCAACCUAUAUGGAUCGAAUCGGAUGCGGAACAAGCUAUUAAGUUGCUCAAUGGUACUACUUGGGGGCCAGCACAAGUUCACCGCGUCAUGGCCCGUCUGCAUGGCUUCAAACGUAGACAUAUAUUCCGUGCCACCUUCAUACAUAGGGAGGGCAACAAAGCGGCCGAUAUGCUCGCCAAAAUGGGAGUGGAACAAGAUACUUUCCAGCAUAUGUCUCCACAGAAUGUUCCAAGAAUGAUCAGAGCCAUCAUCCGAAUGGAUGAAUUGGGAGUCUCCAAUCUUCGGGUGAGAGAUGAUGACCGUGAGUAG
This is a messenger RNA of Salvia splendens (bonfire salvia), 486 nucleotides long. RefSeq lists its product as uncharacterized. The record is from RefSeq and is a predicted model, not a curated record. Gene Ontology annotation, molecular function: RNA-DNA hybrid ribonuclease activity; nucleic acid binding. The transcript has a single exon. Lineage: Eukaryota; Viridiplantae; Streptophyta; Magnoliopsida; Lamiales; Lamiaceae. Bases 1 to 486 code for a protein of 161 amino acids.